This is a messenger RNA of Diaporthe amygdali, 696 nucleotides long. RefSeq names its product phosphoribulokinase uridine kinase. The transcript has a single exon. Gene Ontology annotation, molecular function: ATP binding; kinase activity. Gene Ontology annotation, cellular component: cytoplasm. The record is from RefSeq and is a predicted model, not a curated record. The coding region runs from base 1 to 696 and encodes 231 amino acids. Lineage: Eukaryota; Fungi; Ascomycota; Sordariomycetes; Diaporthales; Diaporthaceae.
AUGCAUACAGGACCAUAUCAAAACCUCGCCGACAUGGUGGUCAUGCACUACCAUAACUCAUCCCUCAACGGCGGAGAGAGCAAAGAACACCGCCCCCGAUGCCUCGUCGCGGUAGCCGGCGGGCUAGGUAGCGGCAAGUCCACGAUCGCAGGGGAGGUGCGCGACCGGGUGGAGGAGCAAGGGCUCAAGUGCCAGGUGAUCACAGUCGAGGGCUUCCUGAAGCCGGAGGAGCAGCUGUCGGAGGAGCAGCUCAAGCAGCGCGGGGCGAUCGACACGCUGGACGGCGACGCGGUGCUGCAGAUGGUGCAGGACCUGCGCGACAGCCGCACGGGCGAGGACAUAUGCGUGCCCGGGUUCGACGAGCACGCGCGCGAGCCCGUGCCGGCCGGCCAGGUCAUCCGCGCCAGCACGCAGGUCGUCAUCAUCAAGGGGACGUACGUGCUGGCGGACGCGCAGCCGUGGCGGAAGAUCGGCGCGCUGGUCGACGAGAGGUGGUUCAUCUACGUGCAGCCUGAGGUGGCGCGCGAGCGAGGCGCGGCGCUGUAUCUCGACAAGGGCAUCGUGGAGUCGAAGGAGGAGGCGUUCAGGAGGUAUGAUGAGCUGGGUGUGUACACCAACAAAUAUGUCAACAGGCAUUCUUGUCGCGUCGAUAUUGUCAUUGAGAAUAAUGAUGAUACUGUACCGCUGGCGGGGUAG